Theileria annulata is the source of this 3327-nucleotide messenger RNA. Its product is annotated as splicing factor subunit, putative. Gene Ontology annotation, molecular function: mRNA binding. Bases 1 to 3327 code for a protein of 1108 amino acids. The record is from RefSeq and is a predicted model, not a curated record. Gene Ontology annotation, cellular component: U2-type prespliceosome; U2 snRNP; catalytic step 2 spliceosome. The transcript is spliced from 7 exons. NCBI's taxonomy places the organism in Eukaryota, Apicomplexa, Aconoidasida, Piroplasmida, Theileriidae. Gene Ontology annotation, biological process: spliceosomal complex assembly.
AUGGCUGAUAGUGAUUCUGAUGAAGAAACCACCGAAUCCCGUGUUACUAAGGGGAAGAGUAUUUACGAAAGGGAAGAUGAUUAUAGAAGACAACGUUUAAGGCAACGGUUAUCUCCUGAGCGAUAUGACCCGUUCUCAGGGAAGACUCCGCUGCCGGAAGAGCGCACUUUCGCGGACGUGAUGAAAGAAACUGAAAUUUCACGACAGAGAAACGAAAUCAGCAAACACAUUAGUAAACAUGGUAUUAGCAAAGAGGUCGAAGAAGCCAUAGAAGAAACAAGAAGAUCUAAAAGAAGAUCACAAAGAGAUCGAUGGGAUAGUACACCUGAUGCUGGAGAAGCUCAAACACCGGCGUUUGAUAGCACUCCAAUGGAUAGUACACCAUUUGAUGGGACAUUUGAAAUGUUGGAGAAAAAGAAAGUUAGCCGAUGGGAUAAAACACCAAUGAUGGAACAACAAACUCCAAUGGCACAUACAGGAAUGUACGGAAUGGCAACACCAAUGACGCCACAAAUAGUAGUGCCCGAAAGCAUGCUAAAGUUUAACAUUACAACGAGCUAUGAGGAUAGGAAUAGGUAUUUAACUGAUGAAGAGUUGGAUGAAUUGUUGCCAGUUGAGGGUUACGAGAUAGUGUUACCACCGCCAGACUAUCAACCAUAUAGAAAACCGAGCUCAUACACUUAUGGGACUGUUACACCACACUUUACCAUCCCAGACGAUGUGAGGAAGCCAUAUGAUAUUCCAGGCACUCCAAGUAUCCUACAAGAUGUGGAAAUAAAGGCUGAGGACCAGCACUUCUUCAGUAAACUGUUCGAUGAUUCAACCGAGGAUGAUUUGACAUCGGAUGAAAUUACCGAACGCAGGAUUUUAGCGCUGCUAUUAAAGGUUAAAAAUGGGACUCCACCACACCGAAGACAGGCAUUAAGAUUAUUAGCAAGCAAGGCGAAGGAGUUUGGACCAGGACCACUUUUUAAUCAAAUCUUGCCAUUAAUGAUGCAGUCUACAUUGCAGGACCAGGAACGUCACUUAAUGGUCAAGGUGAUAGAUAGAAUAUUGUUUAAGUUGAGAGAUUCAGUACGACCAUACGUACAUAAAAUUUUGGUGGUAAUUGAGCCAUUGCUAAUUGAUGAAGAUUAUUAUGCCCGAGUUGAGGGAAGAGAAAUCAUAUCAAACUUGAGCAAAGCAGCGGGAUUGGCAACAAUGAUUGGUGUCAUGAGGCCAGAUAUUGACCACCCAGAUGAAUAUGUCAGAAACACCACAGCGAGAGCAUUUGCAGUUGUAGCCUCUUCGAUGGGUGUUUCUUCUUUAAUUUUAUUUUUAAAAGCCGUUUGUCAAUCUAAAAAAUCAUGGCAAGCUAGACAUACAGGAAUAAAGAUAAUACAACAAAUAAGUAUAUUAAUUGGAUGUGGAGUGUUACCAUAUUUGAAGCAGUUGAUAGAUAUAAUAAAGCACGGACUGAAUGAUGAACACCAGAAGGUGCGCACAAUCACGGCUUUAGCCUUAGCUGCACUAGCUGAAUCCUCGGCACCAUACGGAAUUGAAGCGUUUGACCCCGUUCUAAGACCGCUUUGGAAAGGAAUUACUGAAUACAAAGGGAAAAAUCUCGCUUCGUUCCUUAAAGCUAUAGGAAAUAUAAUACCAUUGAUGGACCCAUAUUAUGCAAAUUAUUACACCAGAGAAGUUAUGUUGAUUUUGAUCAAUGAGUUCAACACGCCAGAUGAGGAAAUGAAGUCGAUAGUGUUGAAGGUGGUCCGCCAGUGCGUAUCAACAGAGGGCGUAACAGCAGAGUACAUUAAGUCUGACCUUUUGAGUCCAUUUUUCUCCAAGUUCUGGAUAGUUAGAAAUUCACUGGACAAGAAAAAUUCAGACCUAUUAAUUGAGACAACAGUUGAGAUAGCGCAGAAGGUAGGAACUUGUGCGAUCUUGGAGAAGUUGGUGGAGGAUUUGAAGGACCCUUCAGAACCAUUCAGAAGAAUGGUGGCCCAGUGCAUUGAGGCGAUUUUAAUCACUAACAUAAGAACUACAGGGAACUCAGUGAUCAGCUCUGACAUCCUGGAAAUCAGUACACGCUUAGAAGAAUUAUUAAUUGACGGCAUGUUAUAUGCAUUCCAGGAACAAGUGAAUGAGGAUUCUGGAGUUCUUUUGGAUUCAUUUGGAACACUAAUUCAUGUAUUAGGAGCAAGAGUUAAGCCGUAUUUGCCUCAAAUCACAGGUCUGAUACGCUGGAGACUAGGCACACAAUCCGCCAGAACAAGACAACAAGCUGCCGAUUUAAUAUCCAAAAUUGCACCAGUUAUGAAAGUUUGCGAUGAGUUACAAAUGUUGAAUCACUUGUCAUUAUAUUUGUACGAAUAUUUGGGUGAGGAAUAUCCAGAGGUGUUGGGUAGUAUACUGUGUGCAUUGAAGAGUAUUGUGAAUGUGGUUGGAACCACAGAAAUCACUCCACCGAUUAAAGAUUUGUUGCCUCGUUUAACCCCAAUUCUUAAGAAUAGACAUGAGAAGGUUCAAGAAAAUGUAAUUGAGUUGAUUGGAAGAAUCGCAGACCGAGGUGGUGAUCUAGUUUCCCCCAAGGAAUGGGAUAGGAUUUGCUUUGACCUGAUUGACCUCUUGAGGGCAAACAAAAAGAGUAUACGCCGUGCCACUGUUAACACAUUUGGUUACAUUGCACGCUGCAUUGGACCACAUGACGUCCUGUCAACCCUUCUAAACCACCUAAAAGUUCAGGAAAGACAAUUGAGAAUUUGCACUACAAUCGCAAUUGCAAUUGUUGCUGAAACCUGUUUGCCUUACUCAGUACUCCCUGCGAUGAUGAAUGAGUAUAAAAUUCCUGAUCAAAAUAUACAAACUGGAAUAUUGAAAUCAUUGUGCUUCAUGUUCGAGUAUAUAGGAGAGAUGUCUAAAGAUUAUAUAUAUAGUAUUGUUCCAUUACUGGAGGAUGCAUUGAUGUGUCGUGAUUUGGUACACCGUCAAACUGCAGCUUGGACUUGCAAAUAUUUGGCUUUGGGUGUAUUCGGGCUCAAUUGCGAAGAUGCACUCAUUCACCUUCUCAACUACGUCUGGCCUAACAUUUUUGAGACAAGCCCACAUCUAACUCAGUCUGUAUUUGAUGCCCUCGAUGGUUUUAGGGUUUCUCUAGGCCCUUCAAUUAUUUUCAAUUAUACACUUCAAGGACUUUUUCAUCCAGCCAGAAGGGUCCGUGAAGCCUAUUGGAGAGUAUAUAACAAUUUAUAUUUGGGCCAUCAGGAUGCUUUGGUGCCAUUGUAUCCUCUAAUAACUGAAGGUGUUGAACGCAAACACCAGUCAAACGAGCUCUUAUAUAUGAUAUAG